GCACGGCGCGAGUCGGGGCGGAAUUCCUGCUCCGGCAGCUGGGAACGUCUCUGUGUUAAUACCUUGGGUGCUACGGUGGCACACGUCCAAACCUGCGCUCCUGGUGUACAUUUUGGCUUUGAUGAACGUGCGUCCGAUAUUGCAAUGAGUCAAAUAUCUUCAGCCCUAACGGCGAAUGGCACAACCAACCGAGCUCCCUGCCGCUGAAGGAGAAGCUGCAGGCCCUCCAGUGCCACUUCACCUGGGACUUUGAAAUCAGGGACAAGGUGGACGCCGCUCACAUCCUCCAUACGGUGGCUCUGAGGAUUGCCCACACUCCCUACCCGAACCAGGCCGCCUACCUGGCCCUGCAGGCUUAUCUCUGCCACCUGCAAGAGCGAUAUGAGGAUGCUCUGCAAAGCCUUAAGAAAGCUGAAGAGUUCCUGGCCAGAGAUCACCCAGGUAACGUCCCCCGCCAGGCCCUGGUCAUUUACGGGAACUACGCCUGGAUCUACUAUCACCUGGCCCAUUACGACGUGGUGGAGCGUUACCUGGACCAGGUGAGCCAGAUCUGCCGCUCCCUGAACAGCCGCUCGCCAUACGCAGCUCUGAUCCCUGAGGUCCACGCACACAAAGGCUGGUCUCUCCUGGCAACCGGCUUCCGCAACGGCCAAGAGGCCUCAAAGUGUUUCCAAAGGGCAUUGGCAGAAGACGAAGCCAAUGGGGAAUUUCUUGCUGGGUCGGCAAUCGCAGCCUUCGCCUCGUACACUCACUCACGUGAUUUUGAAUACAAGUCAGAUGCCAAAAAGAAGUUGAGCGCCAUUAUCCAGGAAGAGCCGCAAAACUAUGAAGCUAAGAUGUAUUUAGCCAAGAUCCUUCAGAGGUGGGAUAGACCCCAGGCAGAAGCCCUGGUCGAAGAUGUUGUUCGGAAUAGCCGGGACCCCGAGGUCCUGAGAAAUGCAGCCAAGUUCUUUCAAGCUGAGUUUCCAGAAAAAGCAAUUGCUAUUCUAGAGCGAGCAAUCUCUCUGGACCCCACUUAUCACCUCCUUCACUAUGACCUGGGUCGUUGCUACAAACAACAACUGGCGGCGGCCGAGACGGACAGGAGAGAAGAAAUCGUAGUAGCGGGUACGGAGGCCUUCAAGAUGGCUGUGCAGAAAGAUCCCGCCUCUGUGUUUGCAAAGCUGGCGCUAGCUGAAAUGCUCGGACAAAAGACACCUGAGUACCAAGAGGAGAUUUACCUCAACCUCCUGAGCGAGGUGUCCACCCUCAGCAAGAGGUGCCAGCAGGCCGUCUACCUUCACUGGGGGGACUUUCUCCUCUACACGCGGGAGUCCCUGCCCGAGGCAGCUGAGAUUUACAAAGCCGGCUUCGUCAUCGCAGGCACCACCCGGGAGAAAGAAACACUGAGAAAUAGGCUGCAAGAGGUGGCAGACGUAUUCCGGCAGCGCUCCCAGACCACUGAGGCUGCAGCCAUACAGCAUGUCCUGGAACGGUACGGAAGUCCCUGGUACAAGAAGAAAUCCACCCGUGGCCGGAGCAGGAGACUGUCGAUGUAGUGAAAAUAGAGGAAUCCACCAGCAGCGCGGGACUCCUGCAUUUGGAGAGGCCCCCUCACACUGCCCCCUGCUCCACCUCAAGGCUCCACCCCUGCUCAGCCUCCUCCCCAGGGCCCCACCCUCACUGCCCCCUGUUUCCCCCCAAGCUCUGCUCCCUCCCACCCCACCUCGCUAUUCUGACCUCUCUGCAUCCUCCGCUCAGGACCCGCCCUGAGGCCUCAGGGUGGCCCUCAGGAAAGGGGGCAGUGUAGGAGGGGUCGUGGGGGGAGACAAGGCACCAAAGUCAGGCCUCGGUGGGAAAGCGCGGGGGGGGGUCCUCCGCCCGGGCACCCUUUCAGCAGCAGCGAUCCAAAGGCAGCACCUGGCCCCGUGUAACGGAGAGGAGAUGUUCCUGUGGCCCAGUAACGCUCCCCCUGCUUCCCCUCUGGGUUCCCCGCCCACCCCUCUUCUCUCAGAGCGGGGUCUGUCCCCUGGCCAGCACUGAACUUUCAUUCACAGGUAGACACAGGCACUACGUCCUCCGACUCAGACCGUUGUACCCUCCUGCACCCCAGUGUGUUCCCUCUGCACAUUUCCCUGUGCACCCUGAUGAGGUCCACCUCUGGUUUCGUGCAACCUGCCGGCAGCCAGCAACACAGACAGUUUCCUCUCCGAUGCAAUACACACACACACACUCACAGGCACACACAUGAGAGACUGUCUUCAGCUACAGGGCGAAAGCUGGCCUCAGUUUCCCACGGCUACUGCAGAAGUAAGGAGACAUUCCCCCUUUUCUUCAACAAUAGCUGAGACUUCACCCUCUCCCUCUGGGGUUUCAGCAUCUCCAGCAUCCUAUGAAUGGGAGGACCCACGUAGGCAGCCCCGCUCCACUGCACCGUCUCCUGGGCCGCUGCGCUCGGUUUUCCCAUAUGGCGGGAAGCCUUGGAUGCAAAACUUGGGUCCCAGACCAGCGUGUGGAAAACUACUGACCUGCCAAGAUGGAGGCCAGAUUAGUGGUUUGGUCACAUGUCCUGCGGUGUCUCGGCAGCUGCUGCUUACAGGCUGCCCUCAACGUUCGCUGGAAGUUAAGUUCUUCCACGUGCAGUGUCUUUGCUGAUGGGCCAUUGCCUCGGUCUGGCUUCUUCCCUGUUGCCCUGGAAAGGCUAGCAGGGGCUCGUCAGCAGGAGUGAAAUGCAGAGACACGGCCCUGCCUUUAGAUACAGCAACGACACACGCCUCCCACCGGGGCAAUCAGCAGCAGCAAGUCUGAACUUUUCCAACGACAUGUCACAUGACCCGGCUUGCAUGAAAUGCGUCCGAAUUGGGCGAUAAUUACAAUAUCACAGUGAAGAAUACAGCCUGCAGUGCCACGGAGCGGCUGUGUUUUUAUUUCAUUUACAAUAGCAACACCCGAGACACCAGAAUGGAAUCUGUCGCAUCGGGGUGAGCGGCACACACGGGACCCCCAGAAAAACAUCGGGACCGUCGCUAGCAGGGCAGGAAUGUCCCAGAUUGAGGUGCCUUUGCAAGGGAUUGGAACAAAUUGAGAAACUGAACAGGAGCAGAUGGUAGCACCAAAGAAUUCAGAAGGAGCUCAGAGAGGAAACUGCGUUACUGCUAACUGUGGUCUGUCACGUUCCAUUUACAUCAGGUUCUGUCCCAGAAGAUGUGAUGCCCGUUGUAGAAAAGGGGCUGCAGAAGUGAUUAGCGAUAACCCACCCCAGUGCCAAGCAAAGUGGUUGACGCUAUAAUAAAGAAUAGAUUUCUCACACAGGAAAGCAACAUUUGCUGCUGAAGAGUCAACUUCUACUUAGAUUUCCAGAAAGCCUUUGACAAGGUGUGACGGCGCGUUGGGGGUCCCCCGUCUCCUGCACCCCGAAAUGGCACAAACAGACUGCACC
Messenger RNA from Pelodiscus sinensis (Chinese soft-shelled turtle), 3418 nucleotides. The record is from RefSeq and is a predicted model, not a curated record. NCBI's taxonomy places the organism in Eukaryota, Metazoa, Chordata, Testudines, Trionychidae.